Molecule: messenger RNA, 1200 nt
Organism: Penicillium argentinense
Lineage: Eukaryota; Fungi; Ascomycota; Eurotiomycetes; Eurotiales; Aspergillaceae
Exons: 1
Coding region: 1-1200 (399 amino acids)
Source: RefSeq, a predicted model, not a curated record
AUGCGCCACUUCGACGCCUGGGUCGUCCGCGACCCCUACUCCAUCUGGCACUACUACUCCACCGGCCGUCGCUGGCAAGAUACCGUCCGCGACCUCAUUCACGAGCGCGCCAUCUGCUCGCCCCUGCAGUUGCCGGACGCCAAAUCCGCCACAGCCCUGCCCAAGGGCACCCGCAAUGCCCCUCCUCCUACACCUCCAGAUACGAAGAAGGCUGCUGUCGGCGAAAUCGACCUCACAACAAUCCAUUCACAACAAAGCCUUCUCCUCUCCCUUCCGCCCGAAAUUCGCCAAAUAAUCUGGUCCUACGUCUUCGGUGCCUCAACCCUGCACCUCGUCCAAUUCAAGAAUAAAAUCCGCCACAUCCGCUGUGAUUCUGACAACCCCUCCCUCACCCACCACCGCCACUGCUGCCCCCUCACGCCUGCCCGUUGGCGUAUCUACGACGGCCGUCUCCCGGGACACAGCGAUAGUCUGCUGUAUCCACACACGCACGAACACCUACCGGACAAUAUAAGCGAUGCGAGCACCGCCCUGCUUAGGACUUGCAAGGCCGUCUACGCCGAGGCGGCGGAUACACUCUACCACGCCUCAACAUUCGACGUCGACGACCUAUACACAUUCAUCGCAUUCGCACAGAGCCUCUCCCCGCACGCCCUCCGUUCCCUCCGUAAAUUAACGGUACAGUGGAGUCCCGUCUGGACGCCGCUCGCGGGGCAAGAUCACAAAGGAUCGAUAUACGCACAUACGCACAGCGACGCGCUCUGGACGCGGUUCUGGGCGACGGUUGCCUCCUUGCCUUCACUUGAAGAGUUGAAGCUCUCGAUUGAUCUGGGUCGGUUCACGGGGACGAUUACCGGUGGCGGGGCGGUCGUCGUUUCGGGGCAGAGACUUCCGCUGCUUCUUUCGGAGCCCUGGGUUCUGCCCCUGCUGAAUGUUAGGGGCUUGAGGGAGUUUGAGAUGGCUGUUACGGCGCGCUGUGAUCUUGUUGCGAAGGGGGUUGUGGAGCCUGAGCUUGUGCGUAAUGCGGGCGUGCUGAGGGAUCAGCUUAGGGCUGUUAUGACUACCCAUGAGAGGACUCCGCUGGGCGAGAUUGAGGGGCUGGGCGUGGAGGGCGUUAGGAGUUUACUGAGCGGGUUGAGGGAGUUGCUUGGGGAGAGGAGGGUGAAGAGGGGGGUUAGGUUGGCGAUUACGGCGGAGUAG